Molecule: messenger RNA, 2969 nt
Organism: Corythoichthys intestinalis (scribbled pipefish)
Lineage: Eukaryota; Metazoa; Chordata; Actinopteri; Syngnathiformes; Syngnathidae
Gene: mat2ab
Product: methionine adenosyltransferase 2Ab
Exons: 10
Coding region: 560-1558 (332 amino acids)
Biological process (GO): S-adenosylmethionine biosynthetic process
Cellular component (GO): cytosol; methionine adenosyltransferase complex
Molecular function (GO): ATP binding; methionine adenosyltransferase activity
Source: RefSeq, a predicted model, not a curated record
GAAAGAGCAUUAUGAUGUUUUAGCACAAUUUUCAUUUGUUCAGAUUUGAACUAUUAACUACCUUAUUACCUCACUAGGCUGUUUUUUGGACAGUAGAAGGUCAUCUUUGAACUCUUAUGGUGAUUAUUGCUUGGUUAUUAACAACAAAGGAGCUCCAGAUAAACCAUAAAAGUAUACUGUGAUAUAUUCUGAUGUAUUCUGGGACCUAUUUCAAACGCGAGUAGAACCAGGACCUGACAGGAUAUUGGGAUAAAUUUGUGCAUUUACUGACCAGAUCUGAAAAGUGAGGAGCAGGACAGCACUGUCGGUCGUUCACAAGACGAGCUUCAGGGGAAAAUGCGUGCAGCAAAUACCUGAUAAGACAAAAGUUGGGCAAAACUGGUGAUGCGAGAGAGUCCAGUUGGGAACUCCGGUUGGAAACGAGAGCGUAUGCUGUCCGGUUUUAUUAGCAGAUAUUCAAGACAAGAUCUGCGAUCAAAUCAGCGAUGCGGUCCUUGACGCCCAUCUCAAGCAAGAUCCCGAUGCCAAAGUUGCCUGCGAGACCGUUGCCAAGACGGGGAUGAUCCUCUUAGCUGGUGAGGUUACCUCACGAGCUACGGUGGACUACCAAAAAAUCGUGCGGGAAACCGUUCGCCACAUUGGCUAUGAUGAUUCUGCAAAAGGCUUUGACUACAAGACCUGCAAUGUCCUUGUCGCUUUGGAACAGCAGUCUCCCGACAUCGCCCAGGGUGUCCAUGUGGACCGCAAUGAAGAGGACAUUGGCGCAGGGGACCAGGGCUUAAUGUUCGGCUAUGCCACUGACGAGACUGAGGAGUGCAUGCCCCUCACGAUCGUCCUCGCCCACAACCUCAAUGCCAAGAUUGCCGAGCUGCGACGUAACGGCACUCUGCCGUGGCUCCGACCUGACUCGAAGACACAGGUUACCGUGCAGUACCGUCAGGACCACGGCGCCAUGCUUCCUGUGCGCGUGCACACGAUUGUCAUUUCCGUUCAGCAUGACGAAGAUGUUUGCUUAGAAGAGAUGAGGGAUGCCCUGAAGGAAAAAGUCAUCAAGUCUGUUGUUCCCUGCAAUUAUUUGGAUGAUGACACCAUCUACCACCUGCAACCGAGUGGCAGAUUUGUCAUUGGUGGACCUCAGGGUGAUGCCGGCCUGACCGGGCGCAAGAUCAUCGUCGACACGUACGGCGGCUGGGGGGCCCACGGAGGCGGUGCUUUCUCUGGCAAGGACUAUACUAAAGUGGACCGCUCCGCUGCGUACGCUGCUCGAUGGGUCGCCAAGUCUCUGGUGAAGGCUGAGCUCUGCAAGAGAGUUUUGGUUCAGGUGUCCUAUGCCAUUGGAGUUGCCCACCCCCUCUCCAUUUCCAUCUUCCAUUACGGGACUGCCAAAAAGAGUGAGCGGGAGCUGCUGGACAUUGUAAGGAAGAACUUUGACCUCCGUCCCGGAGUCAUUGUCAGGGAUCUGAAGCUGAAGGAGCCCAUGUAUCAGAAGACUGCAACCUACGGCCACUUUGGCCGUGACUGCUUCCCAUGGGAGAAGCCCAAAAAGCUCAAAUACUAAACCUGUUAAGCUUUUCAUCCCCCAGGCUUGUUGGUGUAUACUACAGAGAAGCCUCCAAGAUCCAGGGGGUGAAAUGCCCUUCGCUGUCUUUCUCUCCCCCCUUCCCGUUCUCAAAUGAUUCAUCGUUUACCAACGUGACUCCCUGUUUUGCCUGUCACAUUUAUUACACUGUCACCUCGAAGGCAUUCUUUUGUUUUGUUAGUUUUAUAGGUUUCCAAGAACUUGUCCCUUGUUCUUGUCACUGUGCUAGAACUUGAUUGGCUGCAGUUCUGUCAUUGAACAUUGGUGUAGGUUAACAAUCAUAGGACAGUGGUGGCGUGUGACUGUAGUUGGCCUUCACUCUAUGGUGCUAGGAACACGUAUGACCUGCGAAGUAAAUUUUUGUCUUGUUUUGAUGAUCCUCUGCUAUAACUGAGCAACAUUUUUCCUUCGUCAGUAUGGUUAAACAAACGCUCACCCACUUUAUUUUUGCUAGCAUUACUGGACCGGCACAAAGAAAUGGGAAGGUUCUUGCUGUUGACUAAAAUGCUAUGCAUUUCAGGCUGAAGAAACAGCCACAUUUUCAAGCUCUAGCCACAUGCCGCUGCAGACCUUUGCUUUUUUUCUGACGUCAUACAGAAAAGUCAGAGGCUGCUGUGUCCCUGCUCUGGUCUGCAGAGGUGUUAGGUGAACUUGGUUUUUAAGUUUUUGUUUCGUUAAUAUUGGUUUUUUUUUUUUUUAAUUACAAAAAGAGAAAAAUGUGCCCUUAGACUCCGCAUGUGUAUCGAUGGCAGGUGUAGUUACAGAGAAACCUGGCUUCCCAUCUUUAUCCUAGCGGAGUCGGUUAGUCUUAAUUGGAUGUCCAAUGUCAACGCUAUUUAUUUGUUCUCUGAAGCUCAGCGUGGAUACAGAGAAGCUGAGGUUUCAGAAGGCAGCUUUAAAAACAGUUUCUUGAAAUUCCUCUUGACUUGAUCAUUUGUUGGCUUUGAGGUGCCAGAGUGUCGUACAGAAAAGCUUUGGUUAACCUCGAGGACAAAUUGCAAAUGUGUCAUUAUUUUUGGACCGCGCAAAUAUUUUUUUAGAUGAGCUGGUUGUCAACGCCCCCCUCUUGUUUUGUCUGUUUUUUAAAUGCGUCUGCAGAUAUGGCUCAUACAAAUCUUCACCAGGUGAUGGCAACAUUUGGUUGGUGUAGUACAGAGAAACCAGCCUUGUUUACAUGGCCAUCUAAUGUAACGCUCUUAUUGGCGGUCAUAAUCGUUGGCUACAGUAAGUGUAUAUGUGCCUUUUCUUUCUUCCAUCUUUGCUUCGCUUUUCACACUCCCUCACACAUAAAUAUGCUUCUAUUAUGAGCACGUAGCUGAUUCUGUAAUGCGCUUCAUGAUUAGAUAGGACACUUUGCUUGUGCUCUAUAAUAAACAUGUGCAACAUGCAA